AUGGCAGACGAACAAGUGAAGGCGCAAUUGCUGGCAAGACGGAAGACGCUGAUUGAUUCUUUGGGUCGGGCAGAGGCCUUUCUAGCUGAGUAUGACAUCUCACGUGAUCAGAACCAAGUUCAAUUGAGACUUUCGCACCUGGAUAAUGUAUGGGCCAAUUUAGAUCAGGUGCAAUUGAGUAUAGAGGACAUGGAAACUUCGAAAGAAGGUAGGGCGCUGCAUGAUGAGGUUCGCGCUAUGUACGAGCCUCGUUUAUUCACAAUAAAAGCAAACCUGUUAACCAAGCUAACCCCCCUUAUUGAUAAUGCACGUUCCCUCCAAACCCCGCAUGCAAACUCCACUCUCUCGGGCAUAAAAUUGCCAACAAUCGCUCUUCCUGAAUUUGACGGCAAUUAUAAUGAUUGGCUCACUUUUCACGACACGUUUCUUGCGCUAAUUCACAAUAAUGUGGAUGUACCGGCCAUUCAAAAGUUCCAUUAUUUAAGAGCCGCUGUGAAAGGAGAAGCGGCUCAAACCAUUGAAUCGAUAUCGAUUAGUUCCGCCAACUAUGCUGUGGCUUGGGAAUGCUUAGUGAACCGCUACGCCAAUGAAUAUUUGCUGAAGAAACGGCACCUGCAAGGACUUUUUAACAUUCCAUCUAUGAAAAGGGAGAAUGCGUCCACCCUCCACGGAUUAGUGGACGAGUUUGAACGGCACAUAAAGAUCCUGAAGCAGCUUGGAGAACCGACUGAACAGUGGGGCUCCAUAUUAGAACAUUUAUUAUGCACUCGAUUGCACGACGAUACCCUUAAGGCUUGGGAGGACCAUGCAUCUACGGUCAAUGAUCCGAACUACCGUUGUUUAAUUGAGUUUUUGCAGCGGCGUAUACGUGUGUUGGAGUCAAUUUCCGUGAAUAAUGAUUCUAAUUCCGCGCAUUCAGCUGGACCCAGUUACACGUCAAGGAAGCCACAUCAGUAUUCUUUUCCCACGUAUGCCUCGACAACCGGUAGCGCCGAAAACUGCCCAGUUUGCCACCAGCAGCAUCCGUUGUACAAAUGUCCUAAAUUUAACGAAUUAUCAGUAUUGGAGCGACAGGAGAUUGUGAACUCGAAAAGACUGUGUCAUAAUUGUUUGAAGAGUAGCCAUUUCGCCCGUCAAUGCAUGUCUAAUUCCGUUUGUAAGCGCUGCAAUCGCAAGCAUCAUACACUGCUUCACCCUGGUAGGACCAAUUUCACCCAAAAUGUUUCUAAUGCCAGUUUAAGCUCUAGUUCGGGACCAUCGGCUGGUUUGAAUAUGGAGAAUAAUAAUGCUACUACAACUGAAUCAUCGCUACAAAUGUCAAUUGCGGCCACCAGAGGUAUUCAUGGUAGUGAAGUCAACAGGGCACCACAGCCGCAUUCUGAAAAUGUAUUUUUGUUAACGGCGGUGGUGCAAAUUAUCGAUUCGAACGGUCAGCCGCAUCUCGCUCGUGCUCUUCUUGAUAGUGCCUCGCAACCAAAUCUAAUUACGGACCGGUUAGCUCAUUUGCUCCAUCUGAAACGAAACCGCACAAAUGUCACUAUUCUGGGGGCCGGCCAGCUGUCAAAGCAAGUAAAGGAAUCAGUUGUGGCACAGGUUAAAUCUCGCAAAAUGAACUUUUGUUGCACCGCAGAAUUUUUAAUAAUGGACAAAGUUACAGCCAACCUUCCCGCUCAAAAUGUUUCAGUUUCGGGGUGGAAAAUCCCUCAAGAGCUUUUUCUUGCAGACCCCUGCUUUAACAAAACUCAGACUGUUGAUAUGGUAUUAGGCGCGAAGCACUUUUAUUCAUUUUUUCCUAGUUCAACAAGGAUCCAAUUGGAAGGACAGCUUCCACUAUUGGUUGAUAGUGUAUUCGGGUGGAUAGUCACAGGAUCGGCUAAUUCGGUGCCACUUUCGCAAAAUUUAGCUUCGGUAUACACUUGCAAUGUGGUCUCCAUGCUUUCACUGGAGGACAGUCUAGAACGCUUUUGGCAAACGGAAGAAAUAAUGGUCAAAGAUAACUACUCAAUCGAAGAAAGACAGUGUGAGUCCCAUUACCAGUCUGCUACCGUUAGACAAGGAGAUGGAAGAUAUGUCGUUCGUUUACCACGUGCUCCAGAUUUCGACGUAAUGUUAGGAGAGUCUAAAACAAACACCAUGCAACGGUUUGUGCGUCUAGAGAAACGCCUAGAACGGAACCCUAAACUGAAACAGGAUUAUCAUGAAUUUAUUCAAGAGUAUUUAAAUCUGGGACAUAUGCGAUUGAUUGAGGUGGAGGAUAACGACGUGUCCAAAGCAUACUACCUUCCACAUCAUCCCGUGAUAAAGGAAGCAAGCACUACUACCAAAAUGCGAGUUGUUUUUGAUGGUUCAGCCAAGACAUCCACAGGUUACUCGCUGAAUGACGCUCUGCGUGUUGGUCCAGUUAUACAGGAUGACCUUUUUACGCAAAUCCUUCGUUUUCGUACUUAUCCUAUUGCACUAGUCAGUGACAUUGCCAAGAUGUACAGGCAAGUCCUAGUGCAUCAGGACGACAGGCCAAUGCAACGUAUUUUUUGGAGAUUUUCGUCCGCGGAGCCCAUUCGCAUUUAUGAGCUAUCUACUGUUACCUACGGUCUCGCUCCGUCAUCGUUUCUUGCAACACGAACAUUGCAACAGUUGGCAACGGAUGAAGGAAAUGCUUAUCCACUUGGGGGUCCGGCAUUGCGAAAUAACUUUUACGUUGACGAUUUUAUAGGAGGGGCCCAAACAAUAGAAGAAGCUAUACAGCUACGAACAGAACUCGCUGAUUUGCUGUCCAAGGGAGGUUUUAUUUUGCGAAAAUGGAGCUCCAACAAACUUGCGGUGCUUCAGGGAUUGGAUGAAACGCAGAUCGCUACAAAGUCCACUGUGCGCUUCAGCCCUAACGAAACGAUUAAGGCGCUUGGAAUUUGCUGGGAACCCGAAGCGGACUUGCUACGUUUUGAUUCGAAUGUCACCAGCCACGUGUGCUCUCCAACAAAACGGUCGAUUCUUUCAAACAUCGCCAAAUUAUACGAUCCGCUUGGCAUAAUCGCGCCCAUCGUCGUAAGAGCUAAAAUCCUCAUGCAAGAGUUAUGGCUAUUGUCUUGUAAAUGGGAUGAUCCAGUGCCAGAGACUAUACGGCAAAAGUGGGAAUCCUUUCAUUCAGAGCUUACUAACAUUUCAUCAUAUCGCGUGCCACGCUAUGCGUUUUUGUUAGAAUCCAAGGUGCAGCUUCAUACUUUUGCUGACGCUUCAGAAGCAGCUUAUGGAGCAUGUUCGUAUAUCCGAUGUGAGGAUAGCAAAGGAAACGUUAAGAUUCAAUUGCUGGCGUCCAAAUCUCGAGUAGCUCCCCUCAAGCGUCUUACCGUUCCCCGGUUGGAACUGUGCGCAGCAGUACUGGCUGCUCAUCUUCAUGAUCGUGUGAGAGGCGCUAUUGGUAUGAAUGUGGUUCAAUCGUAUUUCUGGUCCGAUUCCGCUGUUACGUUACAAUGGUUGCAGUCCCCUCCAAAUGUUUGGCAAACGUAUGUUGCACACCGAGUAGCUGAAAUACAACAUUUUACCAGUGGGUGCGUUUGGUAUCAUAUAGCGGGCAAAGAGAAUCCAGCUGACUUGGUGUCACGUGGAAUGUCUGUACCUGACUUUCUUGUUAAUGAUCUGUGGAAACAGGGCCCGCGGUGGUUGGUGUACCCUGAACAUGAUUGGCCAAUCUCUGAGCCCCCUUCAGUUCCUGAAAAUCUACUUGAAUGCAAAUCUAUUGCCAAAAUUUCAGCGUUCGUACAAGAAACACACAUGCAUCCGUGGUUCUUACGAUGGUCUUCGUACACAAAGAUGCUCCACGUCAUUGCCUAUUGCAUGCGCUUUGUUGCAAACAUUCGCGCUAAAACCAGAACACAGCCUCAGUCAAUGGCUAGCGCUAGCAGAGCUUUAUCUGUCGAGCAAACUCGCAAGGCAAGUUUAUUUUUAGUAAAGCUCGUGCAAAAGGAGGCAUUCGCCAAUGAAAUAAAAAUUCUAGAAAAGAAAGAAUCGUUACCAAAUGGAUCAAAAUUUCGACUUCUAAGUCCGUUCAUUGAUGAAGAGAGAGUGUUGAGAGUGGGGGGACGCUUGAACCUUUCGCAGUUGCCCUACCAAACCAAACAUCCUGUCCUACUCCCUGAUGCUCAUCCUUUCACACGUUUGCUAGCAGAACAUUAUCAUGUCAAAAUGCUUCAUGGCGGCGGGCGUCACUUACUAACUGCAAUACGUGAAGAAUAUUGGCCUUUACAAGGUCGUCGAUUGGCACGAAGCGUCGUUCGGAACUGUUUUCGUUGCAACCGGUUUAAUCCCGUUCCUAUACAACAAACAAUAGGACAAUUGCCGGCUUCCCGUGUCAUUCCUAGUAUGCCAUUCAACGUAACUGGAAUAGAUUACGCUGGUCCCGUCUAUCUCAACCCUGUACACCGACGCGCGCCAGCCGAAAAGGCAUACUUCUGUGUAUUUGUACGCUUUGCUACUAAGGCCGUUCAUAUUGAGUUGGCAAGUGACUUAUCGACUCAGGCCUUUCUGUGUGCCUUCCGCCGUUUCAUUGCCCGACGAGGACGACCAGCUCACGUCCAUUCGGAUAACGGGAAAAAUUUUGAGGGAGCUAAAAAUGAAAUGGCAAGACUUUUUAACAUGCUGGAAAGUCCCAUCGAACAAGAAAAAAUCGGUGCGUUUUGCAUCAAAGAAGGAAUAACCUGGCACCUUACCCCACCGAAAGCUCCGCAUUUUGGUGGAUUAUGGGAGGCGGCGGUAAAAACAGCAAAACGACAUCUAUUUCGACAGCUUGGCGCUUCGAGACUGUCAUUCGAAGAUAUGAGUACAAUUUUAGCACAGAUAGAAGCGCAAAUGAAUUCAAGACCUUUGCUGCCGCUCUCCGAAGACCCCAACGACUUGUUGGCCUUAACACCAGGCCACUUUCUCGUCGGUACUUCAAUGAACGCCCUGCCCGACCCAGAUGUUAGCCAUGUUCCGAUCAAUCGCUUGGACCAUUAUCAUAAGCUGCAAAUGUAUACGCAAAAAUUUUGGGAGCACUGGAAGCGAGAAUACCUGCAGGAACUUCAAAGAGACACUAAGCAUCGUAGCCUCCCAGAAAAAAUUCAACCGGGCCAAAUGGUAAUCGUGGUAGACGAGUUGCAGGCACCAAUACGGUGGCCACUCGCCCGAAUCGUCGAUGUUCAUCCAGGAAAGGAUAAUAUAACCCGUGUAGUUUCACUGCGAACGUCAAAAGGAAUCAUAAUGCGUCCAACAACCAAAAUCUGCCUGUUGCCGUACGCCGCAUCAUCACAUCAACAGGAAUCAACGCUUUCGGCGGCCACCAACCAACAACUGGCCGAUUAG
Messenger RNA from Sabethes cyaneus, 5334 nucleotides. RefSeq lists its product as uncharacterized. Gene Ontology annotation, biological process: DNA integration. The transcript has a single exon. The record is from RefSeq and is a predicted model, not a curated record. Bases 1 to 5334 code for a protein of 1777 amino acids. Gene Ontology annotation, molecular function: nucleic acid binding. NCBI's taxonomy places the organism in Eukaryota, Metazoa, Arthropoda, Insecta, Diptera, Culicidae.